This is a messenger RNA of Nycticebus coucang (slow loris), 9060 nucleotides long. It is a transcript of the gene MINDY2, whose product is annotated as MINDY lysine 48 deubiquitinase 2. The record is from RefSeq and is a predicted model, not a curated record. The transcript has 9 exons. The coding region runs from base 148 to 2013 and encodes 621 amino acids. Gene Ontology annotation, molecular function: cysteine-type carboxypeptidase activity; cysteine-type deubiquitinase activity; K48-linked deubiquitinase activity. Lineage: Eukaryota; Metazoa; Chordata; Mammalia; Primates; Lorisidae. Gene Ontology annotation, cellular component: cytosol; cell periphery. Gene Ontology annotation, biological process: protein K48-linked deubiquitination.
CGCGCGCUCACAGCCCUCCCCGGUGACGUGCCUGGCCGAGGCCGCGCUAGGGCGCUGUAGCUGCCAGUGCCGCUGUCAUGGCGUCGGAGGCGCUGGCUGAGGAGCACCGGCCGCGGUCUCUAUAGAGUGAGGGGCGGGAGGCCCGGCAUGGAGAGCGGCCCCGAAAGCCUGCAGCCGCUAGAAAACAGGGUGGCGGCCGGGCCAGCUCCAGGGACAGGUUCUCUGCGGGAAGGGCAACCGGAGACAAGGCUCGCAGCUGGGGAUGGUCCUGGGGUAUGGGCGGCGGAGAGCAGCGGCGGCGGGAAUGGGCAGGGGGCGGCGGCUGCCGAGGGGAGCCUCCCGGACUCGGCUUCUCCCGCCGGCUCUCUUCAGGUUCCCGGACCCUGCAGCUUCUUCCCGGACUUGGGCGUGCAGGAAAGCGCUUUGGAGAGUCUUGCUGCCGCCAAGCCACCUCUGAGAGGGCAGCACAAGGUGACCGCCUCUCCAGAGACAGCCGAGGCCGGAGUCAGUCAUGGGUUGGGUCCGGCUGGAGACGCGGGAGCCCGCCCGGAUCCUGCCGGCACCUGCCGGACAGAGCUGGCGACCUCUGGCUCCGAAGAUCCCAGCAGCGCGGGCGGCCUCAGCAGCAGUUGCAGCGACCCGAGCCCUCCUGGGGAAUCGCCGAGCCUGGACUCCCUGGAGUCGUUUUCUAACCUGCAUUCUUUCCCGAGUAGCUCCGAGUUCAAUAGUGAGGAGGGAGCGGAGAACAGGGUCCCAGAGGAAGAGGAGGGCGCGGCGGCGGUGCCCGGGGCUGUCCCUCUGUGCCAGGAGGAGGAGGCGGAUACCGCUCAGGUGCUGGCGGCCUCUAAGGAACGCUUCCCAGGACAAUCUGUGUAUCACAUCAAGUGGAUCCAGUGGAAGGAAGAGAACACACCUAUCAUCACCCAGAAUGAGAAUGGACCCUGCCCUUUGCUGGCCAUCCUCAAUGUUUUGUUCCUGGCCUGGAAGGUGAAACUUCCACCGAUGAUGGAAAUCAUAACUGCUGAGCAGCUGAUGGAAUAUUUAGGAGAUUACAUGCUUGAGGCAAAGCCAAAAGAAAUUUCAGAAAUUCAACGUUUAAAUUAUGAACAGAAUAUGAGUGAUGCUAUGGCAAUUUUGCACAAACUACAGACAGGCCUGGAUGUAAAUGUAAAAUUCACUGGUGUCCGAGUUUUUGAAUAUACACCAGAGUGCAUAGUAUUUGAUCUGCUUGAUAUUCCUUUGUACCAUGGGUGGUUAGUAGAUCCUCAGACUGAUGACAUUGUCAAAGCUGUUGGUAACUGCAGCUACAACCAACUCGUGGAGAAGAUCAUCUCUUGUAAGCAGUCAGACAGUAGUGAGCUGGUUAGCGAAGGCUUUGUAGCUGAGCAAUUUCUAAAUAACACAGCCACUCAACUGACAUACCAUGGAUUAUGUGAACUAACUUCAACGGUUCAGGAAGGAGAACUUUGUGUGUUCUUUCGGAAUAAUCAUUUUAGCACCAUGACCAAAUACAAGGGUCAGCUGUAUUUGCUGGUAACAGAUCAGGGGUUUCUUACCGAAGAAAAAGUUGUUUGGGAAAGCCUACACAAUGUAGAUGGCGAUGGAAAUUUCUGCGACUCAGAAUUUCAUCUGCGGCCUCCUUCAGAUCCUGAAACUGUAUACAAAGGACAACAAGAUCAGAUAGAUCAGGACUAUCUUAUGGCAUUAUCUCUACAACAAGAACAGCAAAGCCAAGAGAUCAAUUGGGAACAGAUUCCAGAAGGAAUCAGUGAUUUGGAGCUAGCAAAGAAACUCCAAGAGGAAGAAGACAGACGGGCUUCUCAGUACUAUCAGGAGCAGGAACAGGCAGCGGCUGUGGCUGCUUCUGCUUCUCCACAGCCCCAGCAGAGCCAGCCAGCACAACCGUCUCCGUCAAGUGGAAGACAAUCUGGGAAUAGUGAACGUAAACGGAAGGAACCUCGAGAAAAAGAUAAAGAAAAAGAAAAGGAAAAAAACAGCUGUGUCAUUUUGUAACAAGUGUUGGAUUUUGUUGGAAUCAGCUAAAUGUCUUGAGAAACAAACCAUAGGAGGAAAGGAAGAAAAACCGAUAAAUAUACCGUCUGUGCCUGAUUUCCCAAUGGAUUUUGUUCAUGUUUUUCAGGGGAAAGGUGGUUACUUAGUUACAAUCAGACUUUUUCAAAUCACACAAUAUACUCUCAUGAGCUGGAGUUUCAUGUUACAAGUUGGAAGUGCUGUGUGUUGUCAUUCAUGAAAAAAUACUGCACUUGUAGCCAAAUAAGCAAAUCACAGCAAAUUUUGUGUCAUAGUGACAUUCAUAACUCAUAUCAGUUAGUAAGCUAUUUUAUCUUCUGUUCUAACAACGAAUGGAGGUAAUUGAUUUAAUCUGAUUCCUUCCUGAAAUCUAAAUAUUAGCACAAUAGUUUCUGAAAUUUUUACAUUGUUAAAUUAUGAUCUAAUCCAUGAGAAACCAGGGAUUUAAUAUAGGAAUUUAAAAAGCAAAAAAUAAAACAAAAACAAAAAAAAAGAAUAGCAGGAAUAAAUAACCCUUAAUUGUAUAUUGGAUUAGUUCAGCCCUUGAACAGCUUUACCUUUCUUUAGGAAUGUACAUUUUAGAUAUUAUGUUAAGAACUGAUAAUGGAGCUUGGAUUUAAUUUAAAUAGAAAAAAUAAAGAUUUGUAUUUCUUUUCCAGUAGCAAAAAAUUACAUAACACUAUUACUUAUAACCUGUCAAAAUCAGAUAUUAAUGACUUUGUAGUGUUGUAAAAUUUUGAGGAAUUUUGCAAUCUUUAAUAUAGGUAACCUGGACCACAGUUACUAUUUAUUGACACAAUGUGGGAAGUGACUGUAAUGAGGAAACCACAGUGGAUGCUAGGCCUUGUAAAUAUGGGGAUGUGGAAAAGCAGAUAGUUCGAUGUCUACCUUUUUCUAGAAUUACCUUGAACCUUAAAUUUUAAAUCAUGUCUAUUGCUAGAAAAUUAAAUAUAGUUGUUAAAACCAACAACAAAAAAAAGCACAUUUCUGAAAAGAAGUUGGAGAUAAUCUGAGUCUAGUGAAAAGACAAUAAAACCUGUUUGAUAGUAGCUAAGAAUUUGAAGGAAUUCAUGUAAAAGCAAUCAGAUUUUUUAAUUUACAGGAGCCAAAUAAAUCUAUAACAUCUUAGUAUUUAUAGGAUUCAGAAAGAAUAUUUAUUUAACUUUAUUAUGAGGCAACACAUAUUUUCCUGUAUUUUUAGAUAUAGUUUAGAAAACUAUCCUUAAUAGUCCUUUUUGUAUGCUUUAUAUUUAAAAAUUUAUUUUAGUCCUUUUGAAAGACUCGCUGCUCCAAGUAGUUGUAUGAUUUACAUUCUAAGCUUCCUCCAGUGUGUUCAUUUAAGGGCACCGUCAUAACCUGACCUGAGCAUCCACUUAGAGAAUGUUUUUUUGUGGUCUGGAGUGACAAAAGAGUACAUGAGAGUGUGGUCUAGAUUUUCUAAGCUAUGUCAUUAACUUUCCAUGACCAAGACCAGUUAUUGGAUGAGUCUGUAUGUAAAAAGUAAAAUCUUAUUUAUGGAAGAUAUUAUUUUAAGGGAAAAAUCCAGGGUCAAGCUAUAUCUUUUAUGUCCUUCUAUAUUGCAUGUCUAUUUAUGUUAUAAAAUUUGUUAUUGCUUCAAAUUUCCUAUCCUAGCAUGAUAAAUCACCAGAGAACCUGUUUGGGGUAUAAAACUUUCAUAGAAAAUAUUUGGUGAGUAUCCUGAUUAUAAUCCAGAAUAUGUGUACAUUGGUAAAAUAAUCAAAAAUACUGCAAAACUCUGUUUUCUUAAACAGGUCGACUUUAAUCCUAAUUUACUCUUGAUAUCACUCUAUUGAGUGAGGGAGGAAACUCAAACCUCAGCUUUGUUUUUCCCAGGACAGAUGGUAGUAAUAAUGCAUUAUAUUUUAAUAAGAAAAACAAAACAGUUAUCCUUGAGAAUUUUUCAAAAGCAUAUUUGAGGCACAUUUUUUUCAUAAUUAUAUGCUUGUCUAUUUAUUGCCCUUGAAAAAUAUAUGUGUAGAAGUUAUUCUUCGGUUAUUUGCUACUAUCUUCUUAAGUUGUUCCAAAGAUAAUACUGCCAUUCUGCAUUCCCUCUGGAAGAAAAAAAAACUCAAAACCAGCAGUGCUGCUAUCAGAUAAGUAGAUGUCAAUGUAUACUUAUCAGUAAAAACUAAAAAAUGCAAUGUGUUUGUUAAUCCAACCUUUUUCUAUGUAAUAUUUCCAAGUCAGACUUUCUUACAUUCCUGGAAUUCAGUUUGAUACACCAAGAGUAAUAAUGAUAAAAUGUUCACUUUGACUACUGUGGGGAGAAAAAUUAAGUGUUCAAUUCUAUUAAAACUAACUUCUCAGAGAUACUGGUUUCUUGUCCUUGAAGGUUAUGAAGAAUUUAGAGCUAUUGUGUCUUUAUUUUUUUAUGUUUUGCUCAAGGUGAAUUAUAUAUUCAUGCAUUUCAUUGCUGGUUUGGGUACAUAGGAAUUCGUUGGUGGUAUAUUAAAGUUUUUCCUUCACAGUAUUUUAUAAUACUUGAAAAUUAUUACAUGUACACUGCUAACAGAAGUUAGAAUUUAAACAUUUUUGUUAAUAGUUAUAGGCUAUAUUAGGGGCACAUUUGCAUCCACCAAAUCACUAUCAGCACUUAACAAAAGAGUCAGAUGAAUGGAUGGAUAUGGUCACUGCACCUUCCCUUUAUUUCAUACAUUUUUUUUUUUUUUUGAGACAGAGUCUCCCUAUGUCGCCCUCGGUAGAGUGCUGUGGUGUCACAGCUCACAGCAACCUCAAACUCUUGGGCUUAAGCAAUUCUCUUGUCUCAGCCUCCCGAGUAGCUGGGACUACAGGCACCCAGCUAUUUUUUGGUUGCAGCAGUUGUCAUUGUUGUUUAGCAGGCCCCGGGCUGGGCUGGAACCCACCAGCUUUGGUGUAUGUGGCCGGUGCCAUAACCACUGAGCUAUGAGCGCUGAGCCCUGCACCUUCCUUUACUUCUAAAGCCUAUUCCUUAGUGGCUAGUCUUUAUUAACAACAUGAAAGUUUUCUUCAUUUCUAAUCCCAUUGUAUCAACAAAGCAUGAUUUACAAGAGAUUAUCAACACUUGUUUUUAUGACUUUUAUUAGAUUCUCAAAGGAAUCAGGAACUUUCUCUCAAAUUGUAGGAAUUGCCAUUUUAAGAAUACACACACACAUACAGUAAGAACCUCCACGGUUGACCACUUCCCAACAUCAACCACCUCGAGUUGACCUAAUUUUCCUAGACCAGGCGUGUUCCACAUACACGUAUCACUACUGUAGGCCUAGUUCCUUAUGUUGACCACCUCUGUGUGUUGACCAGUUUGUUACCGUCCCUUGGGUGGUCAACUUUAUAUCCACGCUAAGCAGUGUGGGGCGGCUAAAAUUGGCAUUGAUAUACACUAAUCCUGUGUGCUUGGAUGAAGCAACUUCUUCCAUGUUUCAAGGUCAGGUUAGUUGAAUGAGACAUUAAUUUAGGAUUAGCUUUGCAAUAUAUCUUGUUUUUAUUGUCUCACAUGUCUAGUAUUUCACUGCUUAUCCCAUAUUAUGUUUCAGAUUCUUCGUCAUACUUGAUCUUGGCUUAACUAAGGAAGCUAAUAUCAGAGAUUACUUGACUAAACCCAGAUUAACAAUUUUGUCCUUUUACAACACCUUAGCAUUUUGUUUUCAAUGAAUCAUAAACUCAAUUCACUAGGGAAAGAUCAUGAGAGGUAAGAGAAAAAUUGCGGCCAGUAAAUUAAUGUUGGCAUAUGAAACAGAUAUUUGUAAAAAUCGUGCUGGAGAAAAAUCCAGGCAAGAAUUCCCAGAACAGGCGGCGCCUGUGGCUCAGUGAGUAGGGCGCGGGCCCCAUAUGCCAAGGGUGGCGGGUUCGGACCCAGCCCCGGCCAGGCCCCAUAUGCCGAGGGUGGCGGGUUCGGACCCAGCCCCGGCCAAACUGCAACAGAAAAAUAGCCGGGCGUUGUGGCGCGCGCCUGUAGUCCCAGCUGCUCCGGAGGCUGAGGCAAGAGAAUCGCGUAAGGCCAGGAGUUAGAGGUUGCUGUGAGCCGUGUGACGCCACGGCACUCUACCCGAGGGUGGUACAGUGAGACUCUGUCUCUACAAAAAAAAAAAAAAAGAAUUCCCAGAACAGUCUUCAAACAAUCUCAUUUAUUUAAAUUCUUUUUUCAAAAGCAAAAAGCAAAUUGAUUACGUUUUGAUUAGCUUUCCUAUUCCAGUACCACUUACUUUAAAACAUGAAAGAGCUCAUAGACGUUACCUACCACAUCGUACUUAGGCAUACAACUUACAAUUAUAAUCUUAUUAACAUUGAUAAAAUGAGACAGAGGCAUUAAAGAUAGUCUAUAAUUUGUACCAAAUUAAGGAACUGGACAUAUGGAAUUCAAGACCAUUUGUGUCCCAAAACAUGACUAUCUUGCAUUGGGCAAACUUUCUAUGCCUCAAUUUACUCUUUAAAUAUGGAAGGAUGCUCUUUUUUUAAGUGUUUAUUACUUAAAUUAUCACAAAUAUUACCACAUCCUUUGUUCUUGAAUAUCCAGACUUUUUUCCCUAAUGACAUAAUUUGUCUUAAGUCAGUUUUUUUAAUGUGUCAAAAUGUGUAGAAUUGUCUUGUCUUUGAGUGUGGCAUCAUCUCUUCCCAAAAUAUACUUUAUAGUUGCUCUUGUGUUUCGUAGACUAUAGAGUCAAAAUCAAGAGUAUUUUGGGAGUUCAAAAGCAUUUUGAAAUCUAUUUUUUCCAAUAUCUUUCACAGCUCUAAAUAAUUAGAUUCUUUUUCCUCCAUGGAACAGAGUACAGUGGUAUCGGGUUACUAAUACUACACGUAGUCUACACUUUUCAGCACUGGUGGAAUUCACUUAGAUCUCUCAAGUACUAUCCUUUUAGAGCUGUUUAAAAUAUUUGUGUUUUUCAAUGUAAAAUAUCUGAUAAUGUACAGUUAAAUUUCUUUUAGAAAGUGACCAAAAAUAGUAAAGGAACAUAUUGGAAUCUUAAGUUCUUAGGUUCUCUGAUACUGUAGUGUCUUGUUAGCAAUGUCCAGUACUUCUAAAACCGUUGGAAAAAUUGAUGUUACUCUUCUCAGGUAACACUUUGAAAUACACUAAAUUUUAAAGUCAAAGGCUUCCUGAACAAAAUGAAUUGCAAAAUAGAGAUAUUGGAUAUGAGUGACAAAUUGUAGCGCUCUAAGGAGCUUAAUUUACUUUGAAGAUCUAAAUUUUAUUUCAUGCAUGUCUCUCUUAGUGUUUCUGCUGUUAGAAAUUAGAGUUUAAUAAAUUGUGAUAUGCAUAUAUAUUUUUUACAUGAAGGAUUCUAGUUUCUAAUUUCACUUUUCUGAUCUCAAGAAAAUUAAACUUGAAAAACAGGGUAAAAUUCUUCAACUAUUGCCUCAAGCUCAGCUUUGUCCUGUCAUCCUGAGAAAGGAGGAGAUUUAAACUUGUCUACCUAAUACAGAUAUUUUUAAGGGCAUGGUACUAUCCCAGAGGUGGUGUUGAGAUACCAUGUUAGAAAUACAAAAUCUAAGCUCCGAACCACAUUUAGAUUUAAAAAACAAAAAGAUGAUUUAUUAUAUAAGUCUGUCUAUCUAAUAUUGUAAGGACUUCUUCAAACCAGUAAAUAACUUGUCACCAUUAACUUUAAUAACCACUUUAAUUCACACUGUAAUAUUCUGCUUUGAGAGGCGGGGAUGCCUCAUGAAUUAGAGGAUGCACCAAGCAAAGUCCUCUGGAAGGGGAUGGUGGUCCCUUUGGCUCUCGGAGUUGUUUUGUGUCUUUAAGUAGACAGUCGAGAAACUGAAAUGCCCAUUUAAAUUCUCGAAUCAGUGACCUAUCCAAAUGGACAUUGUAGCUGAAAUAACCUACAAAACAGUUCUAAGUAAUAUAAGGUGUUUUAAGACUAAGAUUAGUAUUUAAUCUUUGAAGAUCUGUCUUGUAUGUCUCACAACGUUGUUAAGAGUUUUUAUUCUUUUUCACAUACGAGGUGUAUAAAAUAACUUUUUUUUUUCAGAGUACAUAGGGUAUCUUAGCUUUACAGAUACUUAAGGUAAGGCUUUGAAAAGCCUCUCACAGUUUUUGUUAAAAGAUCAUAUCUUAAUAACAUGACAACUUCUUAAAGAUCCACACAUCACCAGUAGGACGGUAUAAUAAAAGACGGGUGUAUAAUUGCUACACAAUUGUCAGCAAAAGGGAUAAUUUUUGCUUGUGAAACUUCAGAGGUAUCUGAAAGUCAUUUCCUAAAGCUCGUGCAUGUGGAUAUUUUUCCUUGAAUUAUGCAAAAUAAUUGGAUUGAGGCACAUAUUUGUGGGAGUAGCAAGUGGAAUGGUAUCAUGACUGCUGGGAAAAAUAAUCUUGAAGCAAGAAAGAGAAACAAGUUUUUUUUUUCCGCCACUUUACUGUUGGACUAAUUGGUUAAGAAUUUGCUAUGACAUAUCAUAGAUCUCUUUGUGCUGGGCCAAGAUUGGCCAGUUGAGUUCUCAAAGAGUUUAAAUAUAUAGAUUGUAUAUGAGUGCCUAUGUUUUUCUCCUUUCGUUUUAUAUCUUAUUUACCCUUUUUACUUAAGAAGUUAUCUGUUUUGGUUUGUGAUCAGUUUUAAUUUCAAUUAAAGAAUAAUAGCAACCCUAGAGAUUAAUAGGAAAGAGCAUUGAAAUACUUUUUUUAAUAAAGACACCUAAAACCAUCUACCCAGCUUAGGCUUGAACUGAAUUUCUGUGAAAUAAAUUUAUCAUUUUAAAUGCUAAUUAAGCUAAAACUAUUUAAUUCUUUUAAAAAAAAAAAACAAAAAACAAAUAAUUCUGAAGUUUCGUAAGUUUUGCUUUGGGAGGAUAUUCCUGAAAAAGCUUUUUGAACAUAGAUGGGAAAGUAUAAACUAUUUCUGAGGAAAUUGUUCAGUAUUAUUCAGCAUUUAAUUUCCUGUUUGUUAUUGUACCACAGGAUAGUAUCAUUGUUGGAUUAAAAUGUUGGAUGUUUUGUUAGUAUACUUAAAACUGUAACCAGUGAAUAAUACCCGUAGUAUUUUUUAUUAUAGAUUAUAUUUUAUUUCAAUAAACUUUGAUAUUUAGACCAAA